AUGGAGGUCAUCGUGGCGGAGGAAAUUGCCGGGCUCGGCGAGUGCCUCAGUAUCUGCGCGCAGCGAAGCCGCACGCUGAAGCUCCUCGGUUUCCAGCACUUGCACUUCGAUGCAAGGCUGCAGGGCUUUCUUGAGAGUCGCGCCGGCACCGUCUUGCGACCCGUCGCCGAUGCCGUGCUUCUAGCACGGGGUCUACAAGCUUUUCGUGAGGCAGCUCGGCACAGCUUCCUCUGGCGCAGGUUGGCCUCGCACCAGCACCAGCGGCGGAGCGCAGCCCGAAAGCUGCAAGACGAGGUUGAGCGUCAUCGAGCUGAGCGCAGGAGGCUCAAAGAACCAGUGGCAAGGAUGCUGGAAGCUCGUGCCGACGACUGCCAGCGACAAGGGCUGUUAGAUUGGUCGCGGUCCGUCCUUCAGACAAAGAUCGAGGACAUGACCUCAAGGUACGAGGAGUUGAAAGCGCGAAAUGAGAUGCAGCACGAAGAAAAGGAGGCGCUUCGCGAGAAGCAUGUCCAGGAGCGCCUCCAGAAGUUCAGUGCGCUGCUUGGCCAAGUCUUGGGUCAAUGCUUCGGCGCGUGGAAGGACACACUGGAAGAAGGUCGCGAGCGUUUGCGGCGUCAGCAGCGGCUGGCGAAGAGCUUCUUCAAUGCUACAGAGGCGUUGAUGGAGUCAGUCGUUGGGGCCUGGGCACAAGCGACGGUGGACAAUCGUGUGACGCGCAAGAGGCAGGAGAUGCUACGCGAGCAGAAGCUUCGGGAGGUGGAUCGGAUCCUCCGCACCGGCAUCGGCCAAGGAGCCGAGCUCUACUGCAUCUUGCAGGCCUGGCACCGAACGAUGGUCCAUCGCCGACAGAAUGUGCGCAGCCGCAGCAAAACCGCUGAGGCUGCAGCACAGUUUGCAGCGGACCACCUGCGCCUGGCCUUUUCGGCUUGGUGCGGAUUCGUGAAGGCCGAGCAGGAAGCGCAAAAACAGCGGUUCCAGAGCGUCGAGCGCACGGCGCUUGUCAGUCUCCAUGCCUCGCUGGCGGUCGUCUGGGCGGCCUGGCACAAAGGCGCAGUGAGCAGCCGUCGGAAGCAGAAGGUGGAGCAGCAUAUGUGCGGGCUGAUGCGAUCUCAGGAGGACAAUCAACAAGGUUGCUUCCUGCUGCGAUGGAAAACAGCAGUGCUUGGACAGAAGUUGAGGCAGCUCGACUGCAUGGUGGUCAGUGAGAAGCCAGGCCGGGAGCGGGCCUUGGCGAAGACCCGCUGGCUUCGAAGCAGCGCGCGACAACGGAAGGUGCUCCUCUUUCGCGCCUGGAUCGAAAUCUCGGCCAAGUGGCACGAAAAACAGAUGCACAAGGACCGGUUCGUGGCUUCGGCUCAGCAGGAAGAGAGCCUUAACGUGUCCAUGCUCCUCAGAGCUUGGCAAGGAGCUGCGCGGGCCGAGCUCUGUGCCAAGCGGGAGGCUGAGAUGCAACAGCUCAAGGCCAGACACAAGGAGGAGUUAGAAGAGCUCCGGGAGAGCUUUAUCGGCCGAAUGCGCCAAGAGAAGGAGGCUCAGCUUGAGGCGCGCCAGGAGAACUUGCGGAAGCAUUGGGCCGGUUCCCAGGAGGCGCUCCGGUCCAACUCCUUCAAGUCUUGGCGUGAUUACGCGCUCACGACCAGACGGCAGCGCCUGCUUCAGUCCGCGGCCCUGCAGCGCGGGGAGGCUGCGGCACAGCGCGCCGCUGCCGGCCUCAUGCAGUCGCUGCUUGGAACAGCCUUCGGGGCCUGGGCCGAAGACUGCCGAAAGACGAAGGCAGCGGGAAGACAAACCCUGGCCAAGUCGAUGCUGCAGCGACAGCUGGCGGGGACGAGGGAGCAGACCCUGUCGAGUGCCUUCACGGGAUGGCGCCAACAUCAAAGGGUCUCGCAGGGCCUGGCCAAGCGACAUCACUCCGUUGCAUCCGCGGCCUUAGCGAAGUGCUCGAGGGCGAACUUGGUCGACUCUUUCGCGGCCUGGAAAGAGACGAUCCGGUCCGAGAUGUUGGCGCACCUGAAGCACGAGCUACUCAGAACGAAAAAUUCGCUGAAGCUGUUCGAGAAGGAACUCGAGGAAGCAAAGCAACGUCGUCGCGAGGAGCUCGUCUCUCGCUUCAUGUCCACUUCGACGUCGAUAAAAUCCAACUUCUUGAAG
Molecule: messenger RNA, 2151 nt
Organism: Symbiodinium sp. CCMP2592
Lineage: Eukaryota; Dinophyceae; Suessiales; Symbiodiniaceae
Source: the annotation of a GenBank genome assembly